UCCGGUCUGCACAGUCGAGGGUGGGCCCGGCCCAGGAGAUACGUUGGCUGCAUCCUCCGCCGGCCUCCUCUCCCCAGUUGCGAGGUCCAGGGAACCCCCGAGCCGGUGGGGACUGAGCUGUCGGGCUCGAGUCCGCGUCUUCACUUUGUGUCAGACCCUGCGGGGGCUGGAGAAGAAGGGAUCUGGGUGGAGGCACUCGGCCCCAGCCCCCUGUCCGGCCGGGGAGACCCCGGAACCCUAUCGAGGAGGCAGGUCACUUCCUGCUUCCUGGUCCCCGCGGUGGCUUCUUGGCCAGAACUGCGGAGACGCCUCCUGUUUCUCCGCCUCCGACCCAAAGGGUGGAAAACGAGGCAGAUCGGGGGUGGGGCGGUCCCAUGGAGAUCGAAGAGGGAGAAUUGCUGUUCGUGACAAAACCAAACUUGUUUGGGGUGGGAGGAUGAGGACUGGGGGGAUUAGCUUGAGUUGUCCCUUGGUCAGAAAGCCAGCCCCACUGACCGGAGCGGAGCCUUGGUCGGGAGCCCUCCGUAGCCCAAGAGAUCGAAGCCUGUCGUUCUGAAUAGUCUCAAGCGGAGCCGAGGUGCCGGGGUGAAGAGUAAGAAAAUUGAAGUCAAAGAUCAUGGGAGAUGCCACAAAACCUUAUUUUGUGAGGCGUGCUAAAGAGCGAGGGACUACAGAUGAUGAGGAUUUCAGAAGGGGUCACCCCCAGCAAGAUUAUUUAAUAAUGGAUGAUUAUGCUAAAGGCCAUAGCAGUAAAAUGGAAAAAGGCCUUCCAAAAAAAAAAGGAACACCAGGGAACUAUGGGAAUACCCCCAGAAAAGGACCAUAUGCUGUUUCUAGCAAUCCAUAUGCAUUUAAGAACCCAAUUUACAGUCAACCCGCUUGGAUAAAUGACAACCACAAAGAUCAGAGUAAAAGAUGGCUAUCUGAUGAACUUGCUGGUAAUUCAGACAGUUGGAGAGAAUUCAAACCUGGACCUAGAAUUCCUGUUACAAACCGACCAAGAAGAGACUCUUUUCAAGAAAGUGAAGAUGGGUAUAGGUGGCAAGAUGGACGAGGGUGCAGAACUGUAAGACGACUAUUUCAUAAAGACCUGACAAGCCUCGAAACUAUGUCAGAAAUGGAAGCAGGAAGCCCUGAAAACAAGAAGCAGAGGUCCAGACCUAGGAAGCCACGGAGGACUAGAAAUGAGGAAAAUGAACAGGAUGGAGACUUGGAAGGCCCUGUGAUUGAUGAGUCUGUGCUUUCAACUAAGGAGCUACUGGGCUUACAGCAGGCUGAGGAGCGAUUGAAAAGAGACUGCAUUGACAGGCUGAAAAGGCGACCGAGAAACUACCCUACAGCAAAGUACACCUGCAAACUCUGUGAUGUUUUAAUUGAAUCCAUUGCAUUUGCUCAUAAGCAUAUCAAAGAGAAGAGACACAAGAAAAACAUUAAGGAGAAGCAGGAGGAAGAGUUGCUCACCACGUUACCCCCGCCUACACCCUCCCAGAUAAAUGCGAUUGGUAUUGCCAUUGACAGAGUGGUACAGGAGUUUGGCUUACACAAUGAGAACUUGGAACAGAGACUAGAAAUUAAACGUAUCAUGGAAAAUGUGUUCCAACACAAGUUACCAGAUUGUUCUCUGAGAUUAUAUGGGUCAUCCUGUAGCAGAUUGGGUUUCAAAAAUUCGGAUAUAAACAUUGACAUUCAAUUUCCAGCCAUUAUGUCUCAGCCAGAUGUUCUCUUACUUGUCCAAGAAUGUUUAAAGAACAGUGACUCUUUUAUUGAUGUUGACGCAGAUUUCCACGCUAGGGUGCCAGUGGUGGUGUGCAGAGAAAAGCACAGUGGUCUUCUUUGUAAAGUGAGUGCAGGAAAUGAAAAUGCUUGUCUGACAACAAAUCAUUUAACUGCCCUUGGAAAACUAGAAUCAAAGCUGGUUCCUUUGGUGAUUGCAUUUAGGUACUGGGCAAAGCUUUGCAGUAUAGAUCGCCCUGAAGAAGGAGGUUUGCCACCUUAUGUGUUUGCCCUGAUGGCCAUUUUCUUUCUUCAACAGAGGAAAGAACCCCUUCUGCCUGUUUAUCUAGGAUCAUGGAUUGAAGGAUUCUCAUUAAACAAACUAGGGAAUUUCAACCUUAAAGAAAUUCAGAAAGACUCUGUGGCCUGGGAGUACACUGAUAAUGCUGCAGGGGACGCAGACUCAGCAAAAGAAGAGGCACCAAAAGAAAUGCCCGUUAAAAGGGGACAGGUAUCAUUAAUAUUUGAUUUAAAACACCAGCCUUCAGUACCGGUUGGGCAGCUCUGGGUGGAAUUGCUUCGAUUCUAUGCUUUAGAAUUUAAUUUGGCUGAUUUAGUGAUAAGUAUCCGUGUCAAAGAAUCGGUAUCUCGUGAAUCAAAGGAUUGGCCCAAAAAGCGCAUUGCCAUUGAAGAUCCCUACUCUGUUAAAAGAAAUGUGGCAAGGACCCUAAAUAAUCAACCUGUGUUUGAAUAUAUACUUCAUUGUUUAAGGACAACGUAUAAAUAUUUUGCUCUUCCACACAAAAUUACAAAAUCCAGCCUUCCAAAGCCUCUGAGUACUGAUACCUGUACUUCCAAACAUUCUAAAGAAGUAGCAAAACGUGAUCCAGAUGUACAAGCGAAAGAUGAUAAACUCAAAACCUCAGUUUUGGCUCAAGGUCCUGGUGCUGCCACUUUAACUGCGAGCACCUGCAAGGUACCAUCACUUACUCUUAAAGAGACUGCUGAAAGCUUUGAAAGCCCAUCAACAGAGGAAAUGGGAAACACACACAUCAGUGUCCACCUGGAAAACUCAGACUAUAUCAAGGCAGAGGUCACUUGCGAUGACUCUGAGGAUGUUAAAGUACAUCAUCAAGAAACAGGAAGUAAAGAUGAGAAAGAAAAAUGUGGAAUGGAGGGCAAGCAUCCUUUGACUGCUGAUGAUCAAGCUUUAAGUAGUAGCAAACGUGGAGAGCUUGUCAUCUGUGGCAGCCCAGGAAGUGACGAGACUCAUGGCACUUUGCAUUUAAAAGGCUUCGAAAAUCCUACAGCUAAAGGGUGUGACGAAUUUGCUACUUUAGAUGACAAGGCUGAUGUUGAUGAAGAAAGCAUUGAAGGUACAGAUGAACUUGGAGAUGCUCUAAGCCAUUUUACCCCUUCAAGACAGGGCCAGACAUCAGGAAUCAUUCACUCUGAUGAAGAAGAGGAGGAGGAAGAGGAGGAGGAGGAAGAACCCAGGCUCUCCAUUUCCCGAAGGGAAGAUGAGGAUGAUGUUGCUAACGAAGAUGAGUUAGACAACACCUACACUGGAUCAGGGGAUGAGGAUGCCCUGUCUGAAGAGGAUGAGGAAUUAGGUGGAUCUGCUAAGUAUGAAGACUUGAAAGAAUGUGGAAAACACCAGGUGGAUGGAAAUCUACUAAUGGAACUUAAUAAAAUCAGUCUUAAAGAAGAAAAUGUAUGCGAGGAAAAUUCAACUGCGGAUCAGUCUGAUUUCUUCUAUGAAUUUAGUAAACUCAUCUUCACCAAAGGCAAGUCUCCUACAGUAGUAUGCAGUUUAUGCAAACGCGAGGGUCAUCUAAAGAAGGACUGUCCCGAAGACUUCAAAAGAAUCCAGCUGGAACCUUUGCCACCAUUAACACCCAAAUUUUCAAAUAUCUUAGAUCAAGUUUGCAUUCAGUGUUAUAAGGAUUUUUCUCCAACAAUUUUAGAAGAUCAGGCACGUGAACAUAUUCGGCAAAACCUAGAAAGUUUCAUAAGACAAGAGUUUCCAGGAACUAAACUGAGCUUGUUUGGCUCCUCCAAAAAUGGAUUUGGGUUCAAACAGAGUGACCUUGACGUCUGUAUGACAAUUAAUGGACUUGAAACUGCUGAGGGGUUGGACUGUGUAAGAACUAUUGAAGAAUUGGCAAGAGUCCUCAAAAAACAUUCAGGGCUGAGAAACAUCUUGCCUAUUACAACAGCAAAGGUGCCAAUUGUAAAGUUCUUCCAUUUGAGAAGUGGUCUGGAAGUGGACAUCAGUUUGUAUAACACAUUGGCCCUUCAUAACACAAGGCUCUUAUCUGCUUAUUCAGCCAUUGAUCCCAGAGUGAAAUAUUUGUGCUAUACCAUGAAAGUAUUUACAAAGAUGUGCGAUAUUGGCGAUGCUUCUAGAGGCAGCUUAUCGUCAUAUGCAUACACGCUUAUGGUGCUAUAUUUUCUCCAGCAGAGGAACCCACCAGUCAUUCCUGUCCUUCAAGAGAUAUACAAAGGUGAAAAGAAACCUGAAAUAUUUGUUGAUGGCUGGAAUAUUUAUUUUUUUGAUCAAAUAGAUGAACUGCCCACCUAUUGGCCAGAAUAUGGAAAAAAUACAGAAUCUGUUGGGCAGCUAUGGUUGGGACUUCUUCGUUUCUACACAGAGGAAUUUGAUUUUAAAGAACAUGUUAUUAGCAUCAGGAGAAAAAGUCUGCUUACAACUUUUAAGAAACAGUGGACAUCAAAAUACAUUGUUAUUGAAGAUCCAUUUGAUUUGAAUCAUAAUCUUGGAGCUGGAUUAUCAAGGAAAAUGACAAAUUUUAUAAUGAAAGCAUUUAUAAAUGGGAGAAGAGUAUUUGGUAUUCCAGUCAAAGGAUUUCCAAAGGACUACCCCUCAAAAAUGGAGUACUUUUUUGAUCCAGAUGUGCUAACUGAAGGCGAGCUGGCCCCAAAUGAUAGAUGUUGCCGAAUUUGUGGGAAAAUUGGACACUUCAUGAAGGACUGUCCUAUGAGGAGAAGAGUGAGGCGACGGCGAGAUCAGGAAGAUACACUGAACCAAAGAUACCCCGAGAACAAAGAGAAAAGAAGCAAAGAAGACAAAGAAAUUCAAAACAAGUACACAGAGAGGGAGGUAUCAACAAAAGAAGAUAAGCCCAUGCAGUGCACACUUCAGAAAGCCAAGCCAGUGAGAGCAGCUGUUGACCUGGGGAGAGAGAAAAUUCUCAGGCCACCAGUGGAAAAAUGGAAGAGACAAGACGACAAAGACUUAAGAGAAAAACGUUGUUUUAUUUGUGGAAGAGAAGGGCAUAUUAAAAAGGAAUGCCCACAGUUUAAAGGCUCUUCAGGUCUGUCUAAAUCUGAUUGUGUAUUUGGAUCCCCUUCUUCACCUAGCCCUUUGAGACCAACUGGCACAUUUGUUCAGGCAGUGCUUUUACAUGAAGACCAAAAGAAACAAAAAACAUCUAUAUUUUUGAGUCCCCAGUCAGCAAAAAAUGAAAAUUGCCUGGGGGAAUGACUAAGGAAAUGCAGUAUUGAGGAUGGAAAGUUUCUGCUACAAGGAAUAGAAACGCUAUGGCAUUGGAUAAAGUAAAAGUAUGUUGCUAUGAAGUAGUCAAAAGAUUCGUUUAUCUGCAGUGCCUUCUCCCAUAAUUUCAGCCACAAAAACAGACUAGAAGUCGUUUUUUUUUUUAAGGCCAAAAUUUCUCACUCAAAGAUACUCUUUCACUUGAAAGAAUGUCUUGUUCUGUGAUAUACAUAUGAGAGAAAUAAUAUUUCAUUGAGUUUCUUGAAUUUUAUUUCACUGGCCAAAUCUCAGGUGAAUUAGACUCAUUGAUUAUACAUAACUUUCUUGGGUGGGUAUGGGUAACUUAGUUGUUUGGGGGAGUAUGUUGAAACUGGAGGGCCGCUAGGCUUGCAGCAUGUUGUUUUGCUGAAGUUUUUAUACUAUUUCCCAGAAUGACCUUAAGUCCCAAACGUUCCCCUGUUUAGUCAUUCUGACUUGUUCUGAAAUUCAGAUCCAUUGCUUGGAAAGUUCUAAUAACCAUAUCUUUACCCUGAAGUGGACUCUCAGCAGGGUUAUACAUCAUCAGUAACACUCCUCCCAGUGGGGUAUAUUGGAUUAUUGCCUGACACUAGGAAAUUAAGACAUGUUUUGGUUCCUGUAAAGACAUGUUUUGGUUCCCAGGCACGCAGGUAAUUUUUCUCUUAAGCCCCUUUCUGUAUGAAAUGUUGAACAUCAACCACUUUGUGGUAAGUGGACCACUCUCCAUGAAUUGCUUUUGUUUGCUGUUUAAGUGUUUUCUACUAAGAGUUGAGAAAAGAAGGAAAUAUAUUGCUUUUGUAAAAACCAAAUUAGAUAAUUUAGAAAGUCACAUGAGACUCAGGAGUUCCCUGGUGGUCCAGUGGAUAGGAUUUGGCGCUUUCACUGCCAUGGCCCAGGUUCAAUCCCUGGUCAGGAUGAAAAGAAACACGUGGGGCAGCAUGGUAUGUGUGCCCUGAGCUUACACCUCCCAUCUGCUGGCAAUAAACCAAGGCUCCGCAUCAGGUUGGACUUCCAGUGAGUAUUUUCCCACGACUGUGCCUUUUUUUUUUUAAUUUACUGGAAAUCUUUUGAUUGUAAUUUGACAGUAAUUAGAUUAAUUUCUUCAGGACUCACAUGGGAAAUAUCACCAUGAAAAUUAGGAAAGCUAGUUUUUACUGGCAAUCAUUUAGAAGUGUAACUAAGCAUUUUUUAAAAAUUUUUUCCAUUAAUAUCUCUCUAACUAUUUGAGGUUAAUAUACUGUGAUCUUAAAAAAUAAUUCUCUGCAGAAUUUCCUCCUUCCCCCCACCCCCCCAUCCUAUUCCCUGUCGUUGAUCUGCUUGGUUCCUGUUCUGAAAGAACUGUGGGAAACGGCCUUUAUAAACCACCCACUGGUAGUGAUUUAUUCAACUUUUUUUUUUUAAGUGACACACAAUAAGAAAUACAUACACACCGUAUGUUAAUAACUGAAUCAAAGUUUCACUGUUUAUCAAGUGCAGUGCACUGUUCUGUGAUUUUUGUUUUUGUUUUUUGGCUGUGUUGGGUCUUCGUUGCUACGCACGGACUUUCUUUGGUUGCGGCGAGCGGGGACUACUCUUCGUUGCGGUGCGCGGGCUUCUCAUUGUGGUGGCUUCUCGUUGCGGGGCACAGGCUCUAGGUGUGCGGGCUUCAUUAGUUGUGGCACCCGGGCUUCAGUAGUUGUGGUACCUGGGCUUAGUUGCUCCGUGGCAUGUGAGAUCUUCCCAGACGAGGGAUCGAACCCAUGUCCCCUGUGUUGGCAGGUGGAUUCUUAACCACUGCGCCAUCAGGGAAGUCCCUGUUUUUGUUUUUGUUUUUUUAAUGAUAGUCUCAACCUUCUACAUUGGUUUCAUGACUUUUCUAAAUUUGUCCAGACUCUGCUUCAGCAUCUUCAUCUGGCCAAGCCCCAACCAGACAGGGUGAAAGAGCACACUCGGGCCAUCCAUCAGGUCUGUACCCCCAGCACAGGCUUGAGUUCUGGCUACGAUUACUACCUAGUUGUAGAUCAUAAUGUCCACUCUGAGAUUUCACAAACCAGGAAAAUGCCUGUAUAGAAAACUGGAGGACCGGCUCAGCAUUGCCAGCUAGAGGAGCUAGUAAAACGAAACGUAGGAAGGACAUGAUCUCUUCAUGAUAAUAUAUUCUCAUUGUUAUAAUAAUAGCUGGCUUAUGUUGAGCUCUCUGUUCCUGGCGCUAUUCUAAAUGCUUUUCAUGAAUUCGUUCAUUUAAUACUCACAAGAAUCCUGAGGAGGAGGGACUUUUAUCCCUGUUUAAGCCAAGUAAUGGGCUGGGACACAGCUAGGAAGUGGGCCAGGAAUGCCCUGGGACAGGCUUUCUCCCUAACAGCCUCCUCAGGAAAUUGGGGUUUGUAAUGCUGAUCUACGCAUGAAGUACAUUGAGACGUUUUCUUAUUUUUGAGGACAACUGGGCUUGGUUAAACAGCAUUUCUCCUGAAAACUCUUCCAUGUUCUUGUUUCUAUUAUUGACUAGCUUAGUUCUGAGCAUCAUCUAGAUGCUCAGAUGCUGAUGUAAUAAUCUCUGUGGAUAGGGACUUCCCUGGAGGCCCAGUGGUCAAGACUUCGUGCUUCCAAUGCAAGGGGCGCAGGUUCGAUCCCUGGUUGGGGAACUAAGAUCCCACGUGCCGCGCGGCCAAAAUCAAUCAAUUAAUCAAUCUCUGUGACAUUUGGUGGGACUGGCACGAGAGGCACACUGGGUUAUUUGAUGCUGGUAACAUUUUUUCCUCUAGGUGUACAUUUUGAUGGAUCUGAAAUAGAUUUGGGGUAAACAGAAUGAGCAAUAGAGUUAAUAAUGAUCAAUAGGAAAAAUGCCUGAAGAUUGGCUUUCCCAAUGUGGUACUUGAUAUCAUUCAUUGACUGUCGAGUGCCUUCUGUGUGUCAGGCAAUGUGCUUGUUGCUGGGCAUAAAGUAGGAAUUUGAAAUAGAUGCUGACUAGAAAAAUUAUAUUUGUGAUGUGAGUAGAUAGUACCACAGAGAUUAUGACAGGGAGCUGACCUUGACUGAGGGGGUGGGGGCAGGGGAUGAAGAGGAUGUUGCUAGUGGAUAUUUUUAAAAAUGCUUUUAAUUGAGUAGAGUUCAUAUGCUUGUGUAUGAAAUCCACAAGGUACUCUGGUGAGAAUGGAACAUAAAUUCACCACAUGAAUUUGCUAAAGAUAGACUUGAGUUGUCUUAAAUACUAGGAAAUAUAAGGCUGAAGAAGGCAAAGUUUGUAACUAACAACUUAAUAACCUUCCCUUU
Globicephala melas (long-finned pilot whale) is the source of this 8494-nucleotide messenger RNA. Lineage: Eukaryota; Metazoa; Chordata; Mammalia; Artiodactyla; Delphinidae. The record is from RefSeq and is a predicted model, not a curated record.